Molecule: messenger RNA, 917 nt
Organism: Cladocopium goreaui
Lineage: Eukaryota; Dinophyceae; Suessiales; Symbiodiniaceae
Source: the annotation of a GenBank genome assembly
CAUGACGUCUUUGAUGUCUCGGCUCAGUGGAGAUGCCUAAAACGGGCAGACCGUGUUGGCGCGUCUCGCGCUGACUGGGCUUGGUGAUGCCGUACGAUUUAUGUGUGAAGAAUCGCCAGCAGAACAUCCUGAUCAUCACGGUUGAGGAGACCGACUCCAUUCGUGAGGUCAAGCAGGACAUUAAGGCAAGAGUUGCCGAGGCUGACGAGCCCCUCUUUUACAACGGUGUAGAGCUGGCAGACGAAGAUGCCACCCUGCUGGAGUACAACAUCGUCCCCGACGACUGUCCUGGUGGUCCAGUGAUCCAUUUGGGCGGAGCGCCCUGGAAAUCGUUUGAUCUGGAGUGCCGACUUCCAAGUGGAGGCCACAUCAAGGAGCACGUCACAGCUGAAACCACUGUGGCCCAGUUGAAAGGACGAAUCACCUCUGAGGUGGGCAUCCCUUACCUCUGCAUGAAGCUCUUCGCGGGCCCCGUGGAACUCCGCGAUCCGCUGCCGCUGCAGCGCUACGGCCUGGCGGGGGACUCAGCGGUGCAGGUGAUGACCACCAGGUCUCUAUACACGGGGCCUGCCGCGUGAGCUGAUGAUGCAAAUCUUCCCCUGACAAAAAAGCAGAACAUGUGGAGAUUUGCAGAGGUGUUGCAGAGCUGUUUUCUGAGUCACUUUGACCUUGAGAUUGGACUGAUAUUAUCACAGUGGCAGAAACUCAUGUGCAAACUUCCAAUCUUUUGCACCUGACCGACUGGCCCCUAGUUUGCGAGUUUGCAGUUGUACUCAUACAGACGUUGCAAGGUGAAGGAGAAUCAUGGCAACGCAUGGAACUUCUUAGCACAAACAGUUUUGAUUCUGUUCAGGUUGGCAGUAGACUGAACAUAAGAUGUCCGCUGCAGCCCUGCCUUUGCCCGCCCUAAAGUUGUG